UUCUUUCAACAUGCAGCUCACCCAGAUAUUUUCUAUCAUCACCUUUGUGCCAUUCUUGGCCCUCGCGAACCCAGUUGCUAUCGACAAUAGCGCUAUCCUCGUUCGCCGUGGAGGCAAGGACUUCUGCGGGUCCGAUCUGAAAGCAGUCGGUCAGGCCUGCUCUUUCGGCAGUAGCGAGACCCAACCACAUGCCUGUGAUAUCAACAAUGAAACCCAUGUUCUGGAAUGCCGAGAUGGAAAGUGGGCUGUCGACCACAGUUGCCCCGUGAACAAAUCGUGCAAGUGUAACAGGGGUACUCCUCUGAAGGGUGACCUUGUCUGCAGAUAAUUUGACGAAGAUUUGCCGAUUAUGAAGUACAGUGGAGGGGAAAGUUCUGUUUUUCAUUCGUCUCACUAUAGUCAC
This is a messenger RNA of Periconia digitata, 403 nucleotides long. NCBI's taxonomy places the organism in Eukaryota, Fungi, Ascomycota, Dothideomycetes, Pleosporales, Periconiaceae. The record is from the annotation of a GenBank genome assembly.